GCGGCUGUCCCUUUAAGAGCUGACGCAGAUCAGUCCGGUGUCCCACUCUGAGCAGAACACCUCCAGCAGAAGCAGCACUGCGGCUCGUCGCAGACGGCUCGGCCCGGAGACGUCGGCGCCUCCCUGGGCCCUCUCCGCCCAGCACCAUGGACUUUCUGAUGGGGAACCCGUUCAGCACGCCGGUGGGCCAGAAGAUCGAGCGAGCGACCAGCUCCAGCUCACCGUCUGAAGACUGGGACCUCAACGUGGAGAUCUGUGACCUGAUCAACAGCUCAGAGGAAGGGCCCAAAGAGGCACUCAGAGCCAUCAAGAGGAGGAUUGUGGGGAACAGGAACUUCAAGGAGGUCAUGCUGGCCCUCACUGUUCUGGAGUUCUGUGUGAAGAACUGUGGCUACAGGUUUCACAUCCUGGUGACGACGCGGGAUUUCGUUGAGGGGGUUCUGGUGCGCGCCAUCAUCCCGAGAAACAACCCCCCACAGGUGGUUCAUGACAGGGUUCUACGCGUCAUCCAGGCGUGGGCCGACGCGUUCCGCAGCUCUCCUGACCUGACAGGCGUAGUGUCGGUGUACGAAGACCUGCGCAGGAAAGGACUGGAGUUCCCCGCGGCUCAGCUGGAUGGUUAUUCUACAGCUCAGGGCACAAAAAAGACGUUGUCUGGGAACGGGCCUGCGGUCACCACCCUGCCCGCCGUACGUUUGUCCUCCACACCUCAGACUUCCGACCUGAAACUGGUCCUGGAGGGAACUAGUUCCAUCACUCCCAGCCAGGUGACAAAGCUAAAGACGGAGCUGGGAGUGGUGCGAAGCAACCUGACCACCAUGUCAGAGAUGAUGAGCCAGCUGGAUCCAGUCAUGGUAAAGCAAGCGGACAUGGAGCUGCUGGAGCAGUUAUACACAGUUUGUAAGGAAAUGCAGGAUAGGAUAGUGAAGAUCCUCCCCAGACUCAACGAGGAGAAGCUGAUCCAGGAGUUGCUGGCAGCUAACGAUGAAAUGAACACCGCCUUCACCCGCUACCACAGGUUUGAAAGGCGAUUACCGAACGGUCAAAGCAGUGACAAGGGCCACACGAAUGUCAACCUAGCAGACCUUGAGUCGUCCGUCAGCCAAUCAGGGUUUGCAUCUGUCAAAAGUGACAGCUCCCUCAGCCUGUCCAAACCUGACAGUCUGUCCAGUCAGAUGGCAAAACUUAGUACAAGUGAGUCAGACGACAUGUUAUCCCAGAAGAUAAACGUCCCCGCUUCACAAAGAUCCAGCCAGAAGGAUGGAGUCGCUGUGGACAGUCUGCCUCCAGCUCAGGAUGGCACUUCACUAAACUCUGGGAUGGAGGGGAGUCCAGCCUCCACCCGCAGCUCCUCACCAAAGUUAGACUGGAUGAUUAAAAGGGGAAUGAUUCCCAUCAGCCAGUCCAACGUUAUGGAUGAUAUAGAGAAGUGGCUAGCGUUGGACGAUGAGUAUGAUGACUAUGAAGACUCGGACGGUGUGACCAGUGAAGAGUUCGACAAGUUUUUGGCCGAAAGAGCAAAAGCAGCAGAGCGCCUGCCGUCCCUGCGAUCCUCCUCACAGGAGUUCAGCUACUCCAAUUCUUAAUCCCCACAUAAAUCUGACAAACUAUCAUUUCUCUCAAAGCACAUUUGGCUGGGAAACUGAGAUAUCUGGCUGGCGAUUGGCCCAGUGGACGUGUUAUGUCAGAAUUCCUUACUGGACAUGUUUGUGCAACUUAAUUACAAACUGGAGGAAAAAGGCUGGAUUUGAUGAUGUUUUUCGUUUAUCAAUGUGUACAUGAGCAAACAUUUGCACAAUUUUUACAUGGUUACAUUCCCGGUGUCGAAGAAAGAAAGAAUAUUGUUACAAGGCAGCCUUCGUUGUGUAUUAUAUUGCUGUUUAAUUUCUCUAUCAGUAAUGUGAACGGUAACAGAAAAAAGCCACAAAAGCAAACACUGUAAAAAAAAAAGAAGCUCAGCUGUAACAAACUGUAGUUUAAUGAUGUUGGAUGUGGGAGAUUUUUACUUCCAACUUUUCCCUUUGAAGAUGUUUUACUUGAAGUUUAAUAUGAGGUCAUGACAAGCUGCUGUCAAAAAUUAAACUAUUAACUAAAACUCA
Nothobranchius furzeri (turquoise killifish) is the source of this 2099-nucleotide messenger RNA. It is a transcript of the gene tom1, whose product is annotated as target of myb1 membrane trafficking protein. Gene Ontology annotation, molecular function: clathrin binding; ubiquitin binding; phosphatidylinositol binding. The record is from RefSeq and is a predicted model, not a curated record. Gene Ontology annotation, biological process: signal transduction. Lineage: Eukaryota; Metazoa; Chordata; Actinopteri; Cyprinodontiformes; Nothobranchiidae. Gene Ontology annotation, cellular component: endosome; membrane.